AGUAUCAUGGCGGAGGGUGGAGGCUCGGCCCGCGGCUCCUGAGGGACCGUCGUCCGCCGCCAUGUACUCGGCCUCUUCCUCCGCCUCGUCGUCCUCGUCGCCGCUCCUGCCGCCUCCCCGGCGGGACUUCAUCUCGGUGACGCUCAGUCCCGGCGGCGGCGGGGGGCUUCCGGCGGCAGCGGCGGGCGGCUACAACAACAGCAAGGCCUGGCGGAGGCGCUCCUGCCUGCGGAAAUGGAAGCAGCUGUCCCGUCUCCAGCGGAGUGUGAUCCUCUUCAUAUUUGCCUUUCUGGCCGUCUGCGGAGUCAUCACUUAUGCAAACAUGGUUGAACCUUGGAAAAACACGCCCGUCAGAUCUUUGGAGGAACUGAAGACGGACCUGGAGAUCCCUGGGUUGAAGCCCGCAAAUCAGGCGAUUCUCCCCAUACCCCAGAAAGCCGACACCAGUCUCGGGGAUUUUUCACUUCAAAAACCUCCCAAACAACUUCCCGUCCGACGAGGGCCUCCAAACCUGCAGAUCAAACCACCUUGGAGAGACUCAAGGGGGAAGCCGCAGGAAGGGGUGGCUGACGCUGAGGGAGAGCCUGGCCAGGCUGGCAAAGAGCACAAAACGGAGAGGUCUGUCAUUAGCUGGAGAGGAGCUGUGAUUGACCAGAGCACGGAGCCGCCAUCCAACAAAAUUAAGGAGCCGGACAAACCUUCACCUGUGGAAUCCGAAGACCAAAAAGAGCCAGUUCCUCUCAACGAGCGCCAGAUGGCGGUGAUAGAAGCAUUCCGCCACGCGUGGAACGGCUACAAGGAGUUUGCCUGGGGCCAUGACGAGCUGAAGCCCAUCUCGAAAUCGUUCAACGAGUGGUUUGGCCUGGGACUGACGCUCAUCGACGCGCUGGACACCAUGUGGAUCCUGGGCCUCAAGGAAGAGUUUGAAGAAGCAAGGAAGUGGGUGUCCACUGACCUCAACUUUGACAAGAACGUGGACGUCAACCUUUUUGAGAGUGCCAUUCGGAUCCUGGGAGGCCUGCUGAGCACCUACCACCUGUCGGGGGACCGCCUCUUCCUAGAGAAAGCUAAAGACAUCGGGAGCAGGCUCAUGCCGGCCUUCAGCACCCCUUCGAAGAUUCCGUUUUCGGAUGUCAACAUUGGCCGGGGCACCGCCCAUCCCCCUCGCUGGACGUCCGACAGCACCGUGGCUGAAGUGACCAGCAUCCAGCUGGAGUUCAGGGAGCUCUCGCGCCUGACCGGGGAAGAGAAAUUUCAGAAAGCUGUGGACGGGGUGAUGCAACACGUCCACUCCCUUGCCGGCAAGCAUGAUGGCUUGGUGCCCAUGUUCAUCAACACCAACAGCGGGCAGUUCACCCACCUGGGGGUCUAUACCCUCGGGGCCCGAGCGGACAGCUACUACGAAUACCUGCUCAAGCAGUGGAUCCAGGGAGGGAAGAAGGAAAAUGAGCUUUUGGAAGAUUACGUGAAGGGCAUAGAAGGGGUGAAGAUGCACCUUCUUCGGAAAUCCCAGCCGAGGAGAUUGACGUUCGUGGGUGAGCUUGCUCACGGCCGCUUCAGUUCUAAAAUGGAUCACCUGGUCUGCUUCUUGCCCGGAGCUCUGGCUCUCGGCGCUCACAACGGGCUGCCCGCAGAUCACAUGACCCUGGCGGUGGAGCUGGCAGAAACCUGCUACCAGAUGUACGCACAAGUGGAGACGGGCCUGAGCCCAGAGAUCGUCCACUUCAACAUGCACGCGCAAAAGGACCGGAAGGACGUGGAGAUCAAGACCGCGGACAGACACAACCUCUUACGCCCUGAGACUGUGGAAAGCCUUUUCUACCUGUACAGAUUCACUGGCGACAAGAAGUACCAGGACUGGGGCUGGGAGAUCUUGCAAAACUUCAAUAAAUACACGCGGGUCCCUACAGGCGGCUACACGUCCAUCAACAACGUCCAGAACCCCAGCAGCCCAGAGCCCAGAGACAAGAUGGAGAGCUUCUUCCUUGGGGAGACGCUCAAGUACCUCUUCUUGCUCUUCUCCGACGACGUGAACUUGAUCAACCUCGACAAGUACGUCUUCAACACGGAGGCCCACCCCCUUCCUAUCUGGCCGUCAGCAUAAAUGGAAGUUGGGGCAUCUAUCAUUCCGGAUUCCUAUCGUGUCCCAACCUGUUGGGGUCUGCAAGGAGUUGCGCAAAAUGCUAUGGGUUCAUUUCUUGCUGGACGGCGUGCCGGGAAGAACGCUCGGAGGAUUACGGAGGGAGAGUUUUUGACCUGGCAUCCACUCCGCCCCCAUGUCUCACCUCCACCUUUCCACCAAGACUUGGAUACACAAGGUUGGACAAGCAAUGAAUUGCGGAGUCCAACUUGGCGCAUAAGAAAUUUUGGGAGGAGCAGGGCUCCUGUUGACCCAGUGAGAUCCACGGAGUUGUAGACUUGUCCUGGUGUCCAAAUUCAUGUCUCAGUGAGGGGUCUUGGUCAGGAACUCCAAGCGAUCCUGGCUGUUCAGCAUCAUUCCAUUGUCUAGACGAUAAGAGGCAGUAAAAGCAAGAAAUGGGUGCCCUGACCCCAGACUCAAAGUGCAGGUUGUGAGUGCAAUUGCCGAUCCUCCAGUGUCAUUCCAAGCCAGGGGGUUGAACUGCUGGCAGAACCACCACCACGUCUUACCUUAUUGCAGUGUUACUGAUGGUGGUGUCCUAAUUUUGACCAGAGCUCUCUUAAUUAAUCUUGCGGAGCUCGUUCCCUGUUGUGAAUCAUAGAGAAGCGAAGUGCAGAGGUGGCUUAUGUGGGUGGAAGGCAGUAUGUACACCUGUAAGUGCGUUGCGUUAGAUAGAUACCUAUAAUUUCUUAAUUUAUCUGCAGAAAUGCAGGGAGACAAUGUGAGAAGGAGACUUUAUGUUCUUAAGAAAACCACGUUAUCUACACAGGAGUUUAGAUCUAUAUGUGUAAUAUAAAUAAUGUUUUGGCUCAGGUAUUUUGACUGAACGCUGCUUCCUGAGGCUACAGGAGACCUGAACAAUGUGUGGGUCACUGCUGUUUCCUCCUCUGGAUUGGAACCCGUGCCUGAAAUGGGGUGGGGGAGGCUGCUGCCCCUUUCCUUGCAGCAUGUUGGGUCAAGCGAGGCCUUGCCACAAAGGAGGAUUCUUGUUUUGCUGCAAGGAAAAAAGGCGUCCAGUGUCUGAUUUCUGUGGUGAGCCCAAAGAGGUUUUCCCCCCAGAGAGAACUGGAGGGUAACGAUGGUGCCCGUUAGGAAAUGGGUUUGUGCAGAGAGAAUAUUGAUUCCUCCCCCCCCCCCCAAAUACUUCAUGCUUAUUUGGCCAUCUUGGAAGGGAAUGUAAAUCUGGAGGAUAGCAGGUUUAAAGAAAUGUUCUGUUGGCUUUUAAAAUACUGAUCAAGAAGGAACAAAGCCAAUAAAGGUGCAAGUUCCAAUGUGUUAAAUACCGGAACGAAUUGGGAGGGGUGUUGGUCUUGAAAGCUCUUCUUAAGGGGGGAGAACUCAGUUGGAGGAAGUAGGAAACCUCUGGGGGCGCUGUGGCUGUGUGACGUCAUUCCUGCGUAAUAUUUUUGUGCUGGUUCGCCGCCCAUCUCCAGGGUUAGUUCCGAGCGGAAAGGAGUCUUGUGCAAUAGCGUGGCUGCAGGAGAACGAAGGGUUUCGCUUCUCCCCAAAGACUCUCUGCGGCCCGGGUGUGCUACUUUUUCAUCGUGUGGGUUUUGUGCCUGUAUCUUGAAAUGUCUGUCCGCCGUCCCUCCAUUUUUUAGUUCUUGCUAAGGUUGUGUAGCAAUUAUUCCUUCCUCCCCUCUUCCAGUCGUUCAUUCGCACAGCUUUAAAGGAAAAGUCCUGUUUUGGAGUUGGGGAGAGGGUGGAGAAAAUCCGCCCUAGUUUUGGGGGCGAUUCUGAUCAGUCACCCCUAUGCACAGACCAGCCUGUGUCCUUCACGUUUUGCAAAGAAGCACCGUCUGUCAAGCUUGCCUCUUAAGCAGUUGAGUGGCAGGACUUCCUAAUAACGGGUGUGGGGGGGCGCACUGGGGAAUUGUCCAGCACCUGCCCUGUCGGAAUGAACAAGAGCCUUGCAAGGGAGCACAGCCGUAGCUGGUGCAGCAGGGCUUCCUGCUGGAUCUUCUUCCUGACGGGCCCUUUUUGUCUUUUUUGGGGGGUGACGGGGCGACUGUGACGACGCUUUACGGAGGCUAUUCUGUGAGUCCUUGCCAAAUCCGGUGCAUGCAUGGAUGAAGGCUUGUUUUUCCUUAACUAGAGGUGCAUGAUAACAAUGGUAGUCUUAAAUAAUAGGAAAAAACAAACUUUCAGAAGCAGUGAGGUUUUUGGAUGCUGUUUACUAGCCGGGAGUCCCAAGUUCUGAGCCAAGAAACUGACAGUUGAACCCUCACUUCUGUCACGGACCUGCAAUGUGGCAGCUGGUCAGCCUCAAUGCCUCUCCCACUCUCCCCCAAAUCUACAGCAAUGAUUACAGUGGCCCUUUGCCUUUCAGAGUUAAGAUUCUGGGGAUAAAAUACACAAAGUGCUUUGAGCACUCAAACCGCAACAUAAAUGCAAAGGAUUUAUUCCCAGUCUCCUCCUGCUGUAACAAUGGAUUUUCAGCAGAACACGCUGUAUGCCAGUUGUUUUAAACAAAGUCUCUUUUUACACUUGCCGGUUUGACUGGCCUGUGAAACACGAACUGAAUAGAGGUUGUGCGUGUGUAAGAUUUGGGGUAUUGUUGUGCUCCCAUUUCCUACCCUAGCCACACAAGUGCACCCUGGAAUUUAAAAGCCAUACUCUAAAGCCGAAUAAUUGCCCCAUUUUGGGGAAGCGGACACUUUACUUGGCACCGAUACCUUCUGUAUAUGAAGCGAGAGGGAGGCUGGUGGGCUAUGGAGCUAGAAGGCAAGGGCUCCCACUUCUGGGGAAAGGCCACUGAUGCAGCCCUGGGUAACAUGCAAUUAGGGAGAGGCACGCCUGCCUUUUUAGCACUGGGCAACCAAUCAUGCCGGAACAAGAUUUCAAACCCCUGGGUCCCACCUGGAGGCAAGUGAACGACCCACCUUUGCAGAACAUGGCUUGGGCUGGUGUCGAACCUGGGCUGCCCCUCCUUUCCCCUGCCUGACUUCAGCGAGGCACCCCAGGCGCUCUCCGCACGGGCCAAGCCCUCUUCAUUCCCUUUGCUUGUGUGUUUUCCCCUCUCCUUUCUUUUAAAGCAAGAGAAGCUCAUCGCUUCCGGAAAUCAUCUCUCCAUGCUCGCUUUGCAUUGCCAAGUCUGAAAACAUUCCUUUUGUGUUGUUAUAUAUGGGCAGGUGUUGCAGAGUCAUGCAUAGAAACGUAGUCUUAUUUCAUUGCUGCUUGUGAACAUUGCUGAUUUCUCCCCCUUCCAUGUCUUAAAAAAGGGGGAAACCGGAGUCUCCUCCUCUGUGGAGAGGGUUACAAAUGGAUGGCCAGAAUUUUCAACUGUCCAACCUCAUGUCUUCUAGAGGCUCAGUGCUGCCACCUUCGCACCUCUGCGGUGACAGGAGCCCUGGUUCAAGACUGUUGCGUCCCCCUUUCCUUGCACUAUUGCUCUGAACCUCUGAGCUUCCCUUCUCCCUGCCCUGAAAGAGGCCUGUGACAGAAGCCUUCUUGGUGUGCUAUCUGGUCCACUCUAUUUGUCAAAUAGAAGAGUUCAAUCCCUUUGUGAAUGUGCAAAAGGUUGUAAGUGUACUUCCCCUUUUCAAGAGGGAGGAUAAAUCUACCUUUUAAAAACAAGAUCGAGUCCCCUCUUGUAAUAGGCAGAAGUAAUUCUAUUCCACUUUAAUAAACUUGUAAUUUAUUUUGA
Molecule: messenger RNA, 5786 nt
Organism: Elgaria multicarinata webbii
Lineage: Eukaryota; Metazoa; Chordata; Lepidosauria; Squamata; Anguidae
Gene: MAN1B1
Product: mannosidase alpha class 1B member 1
Exons: 13
Coding region: 62-2104 (680 amino acids)
Biological process (GO): mannose trimming involved in glycoprotein ERAD pathway; carbohydrate metabolic process
Cellular component (GO): membrane; endoplasmic reticulum
Molecular function (GO): calcium ion binding; mannosyl-oligosaccharide 1,2-alpha-mannosidase activity
Source: RefSeq, a predicted model, not a curated record